AUGCCGUAUAGGGUCCCCAGACGCGCGCUGCCGUUAGUCUUAUAUGUUCCCCCUCGUCGGCCGCUCUUUCCCACGUCAUACCGCUUUCCUCGUCGCCCGCAAUUUCCCUCAUCUCCCUCGCCGACCCUCGCCGCCGUCGCCUCUGCUUGUCGCCCGCGCUUCCCGUCGUCGCCCUUGCUUCCCCGUCACCCGUGCUUCCCGUCGUCGCCCUUGCUUCCCUGUCACCCGUGCUUCCCGUCGUCGCCCUUGCUCUCCCGUCACCCGCGCUUCCCGUCGUCACCCUUGCUUCCCCGUCACCCGCGCUUCUUCUCAUCUCUCGCUCUCCUCCUCAACAUCUUCGUUUUCCUCGUCGCCAUAACGCCCUCGCUUCUGCCCCCCUGCUUCCCCCUUUGCCCUGAUUCCUUCCACCCUCUGCCCUGCUCCCCCCCAUCCCCUUCCCUGCUUCCCCCCACCCUCUGCCCUGCUCCCCCCAUCCCGUUCCCUGCUUCCCCCCACCCUCUGCCCUGCUCCCCCCCACCCUCUGCCCUGCUUCCCCUCAUCCCAUUCCCUGCUUCUCCCCACCCCCUGCCCUGCUUCUUCCCAUCCCCUUCCCUGCUUCCCCCAUCCCCUUCCCUGCUUCCCCCCAUCCCCUUCCCUGCUUCCCCCCAUCCCCUUCCCUGCUUCCCCCCAUCCCCUUCCCUGCUUCCCCCCAUCCCCUUCCCUGCUUCCCCCCAUCCCCUUCCCUGCUUCCCCCCAUCCCCUUCCCUGCUUCUCCCCAUCCGCUUCCCUGCUUCCCCCCAUCCCCUUCCCUGCUUCCCCCUACCCUCUGCCCUGCUCCCCCCCAUCCCCUUCCCUGCUUCCCCCCAUCCCCUUCCCUGCUUCUCCCCAUCCCCUUCCCUGCUUCCCCCCAUCCCCUUCCCUGCUUCCCCCCAUCCCGUUCCCUUCUUCCCCCCAUCCCCUUCCCUGUCUCCGUGGGGCACUGAUGUGCAAGGGGGCACUGAUGUGCAAGGGGGCACUGAUGUGCAAGGGGGCACUGAUGUGCAAGGGGGCACUGAUGUGCAAGGGGGCACUGAUGUGCAAGGGGGCACUGAUGUGCAAGGGGGCACUGAUGUGCAAGGGGGCACUGAUGUGCAAGGGGGCACUGAUGUGCAAGGGGGCACUGAUGUGCAAGGGGGCACUGAUGUGCAAGGGGGCACUGAUGUGCAAGGGGGCACUGAUGUGCAAGGGGGCACUGAUGUGCAAGGGGGCACUGAUGUGCAAGGGGGCACUGAUGUGCAAGGGGGCACUGAUGUGCAAGGGGGCACUGAUGUGCAAGGGGGCACUGAUGUGCAAGGGGGCACUGAUGUGCAAGGGGGCACUGAUGUGCAAGGGGGCACUGAUGUGCAAGGGGGCACUGAUGUGCAAGGGGGCACUGAUGUGCAAGGGGGCACUGAUGUGCAAGGGGGCACUGAUGUGCAAGGGGGCACUGAUGUGCAAGGGGGCACUGAUGUGCAAGGGGGCACUGAUGUGCAAGGGGGCACUGAUGUGCAAGGGGGCACUGAUGUGCAAGGGGGCAUUGGCUCCUGUGUGGUCUGUAGCGGCAUGUGUGGCUUGCACUGCAGUCGCACGGAUGCGCACUGCCCUGCUGUCGCGUUGGAGCAUUCUAGAUGGCCUUUGGGGUGGGCACACGUGGCCCCUGUCGCACCACCACCAUGA
Molecule: messenger RNA, 1674 nt
Organism: Closterium sp. NIES-65
Lineage: Eukaryota; Viridiplantae; Streptophyta; Zygnematophyceae; Desmidiales; Closteriaceae
Source: the annotation of a GenBank genome assembly